AUGGUGGCAAUCUCUUUGGAAGGAGAUGAAGACAUUCCAGAUAUGAUGACGAACUUCGAUAAGAUCAAGAGUAUCUUGCAGCUCAAGCUGAACCCAUGUUAUGAAAAACCAAUCAUCAAACGUUUGGUUAACAAUGCAGUUGCUCGUUCUUUGAGAGAGCUGAGAUUGAAGAUGGUUUACAACUCAUUCGAGUUGCCUGAAAGCUUGUUUUCCUGUCCACAACUUGAAACCCUAAAAUUGGAGACACUAAGUCUUGUGGAUGUUCCACCUAAUGCUGAUUUGACCUGCCUAAAACAUCUCCACCUUUUAUCGGUUAAGUUUUCAUGCGACGAAUCUGUGAAAACGCUUCUAAGCAUAUGCCCACGUCUUGAAGAAUUGGUUGUGAGACGAAGCUCAUAUACAAAUGUGAAGAUAUUUGCCAUCAAUGUCCCUACGCUGAGGAGUUUGUCUAUUGAUAAUUCGUCUGGGAAAUCUAGGCCUAAAGGUGUUCACGGGUUUUUGAUUAAUGCACCUUCUUUGAGGUGUUUUAGCAUUAGGGAUAGCUUCAGCAACUAUUUACGGUUUAGAAAUAUGCCAAAGCUGGUUAAGUCUACUGUCAACGUUGUUAGUGACAUUAUGAUACGAUGA
Molecule: messenger RNA, 627 nt
Organism: Brassica oleracea var. oleracea
Lineage: Eukaryota; Viridiplantae; Streptophyta; Magnoliopsida; Brassicales; Brassicaceae
Product: putative FBD-associated F-box protein At1g50980
Exons: 2
Coding region: 1-627 (208 amino acids)
Source: RefSeq, a predicted model, not a curated record